Molecule: messenger RNA, 540 nt
Organism: Phanerochaete carnosa HHB-10118-sp
Lineage: Eukaryota; Fungi; Basidiomycota; Agaricomycetes; Polyporales; Phanerochaetaceae
Exons: 4
Coding region: 1-540 (179 amino acids)
Source: RefSeq, a predicted model, not a curated record
AUGGCGCAGAAUAUUAAUAACCAGAAUCCGCAAGAUUUCCAUACAUUCAUGAACUACCCGCAGCCGCCGAAUACACCAGGCAUUAUUGUCCCCCAACGAGUUUAUCGGCGGGCGACUGGUCAAAACGGCUUCAAUCCUCUUCCUCCAAUCAGGUUCUUCGCCAACGGUUUCCUCGGGCUGCAUCUAGAGAGUGCUUUGGUCCCUGGCAAUGAACUUGACAACGCAGAAACCACUCCACCAUUGUCAGAGACUAACAUCAGGCCUCAUGCAUAUCUCAUCUCACAGUGGCCUGGGUACGACGAAUGGACCAUGCUUAAUGCCUUAACCGCCAACUUGGGGAAUCGUCCCGUGACCCUGGCCCAGAUCGCAAACCAGGCCGCCACCCGUGUUCAGCAGUUCUACAAUGACAUGCUUCACGCUACCGGAGGCGAUCCUCAUUGGGCGCUGCAGAACAUCCCAUUCCGUGCCCUUUCCCUUGUGGAGCUGCGCAACGUCUCUCAGGGAUCUUGGCAGCCUGUUCUUUGUCAUUCUCCUACUUAG